Molecule: messenger RNA, 348 nt
Organism: Colletotrichum siamense
Lineage: Eukaryota; Fungi; Ascomycota; Sordariomycetes; Glomerellales; Glomerellaceae
Exons: 1
Coding region: 1-348 (115 amino acids)
Source: RefSeq, a predicted model, not a curated record
AUGAUUGAGUAUUUUGGCAAAGCAGUUGCCGAUCUUGGAGUUAGGAUAAACGAGAACGUUCUUGGCGUCAUGGACUUAAUUGACAUAUGUGUCUUCGAAGAUGAAUUGCUUGAUUCCGGAUUGAUCGCGCAAUAUUUCACUCUCGACGUUAUCUGUGACGUCGCACUUGGAAGACUGUUUUGCAAUCUAGCGUCUCACUUGGAUGUCCCCGAGUACUUUCACAUGACGGAGCGAAAAAUGCUGAGUAUCAUCGUUGCGGCCGCUCUUCCCUCCUUGCUUACUGUGCUGUUAUCGGGCUUCUGGCGGCUGCUGUUUUCAGAAGCGAUGACACCGGCCUUCAAAUGUUGA